UUCAGAGAUUAAGCCACCGACUUGAUUACACAAUAGAGGACUCUCCAAUAUAAGGAUGCAAACGUAAUAACCCUCAAGCGAAGUAGGUGCAAUCAUUUUCAACCGUCAUCAUGAGAGCUCUAGCCUUGUCCGUUGUUCUUCUAGUAGCUGUUGCGCAAAACUGCCUCGCCGCUGUUGCCGAUCCUAGAGGUCAUGCAGGUGAGCCUCCUGUAUUUGACUGUACCGGUAAAGUUGGGUUCUUUGCCGACCUGUGGAAAAAUUGCGAGGUAUAUUACAACUGCUUGGAAGAUGGAACUAAAGUGAUGUAUGGUUGCCCACGUGAAAAUAAUGGCAAUCCUCAUCAAACGUACUUCAAUGAAGCGGUUGUUGAAUGCGUAAAAGAUUACCAGUGCCCGGACCCGGAACCUAUUAACCCAGUAGAGAAUUAAGGAUUGAUAAAACGGAAAAUGUAAUCAUUCAACAAAGUGGUAUGACGACGUGUGUCUUAUUCCAAUUGAUCAUACAUUCUGUAUACCUUAUAUACUGCACACAUUAAAAGGCGGUUAACAAAUUAUUGCCAGUUAAAAGCGGUAAAAUGCUAUUAAAACUUGUAAGCUACUUUUUGUCGAUUUUGAAAAUAUAUUUCCAGAUUAAGAGAAA
Molecule: messenger RNA, 639 nt
Organism: Daphnia pulex (common water flea)
Lineage: Eukaryota; Metazoa; Arthropoda; Branchiopoda; Diplostraca; Daphniidae
Exons: 3
Coding region: 111-428 (105 amino acids)
Cellular component (GO): extracellular region
Molecular function (GO): chitin binding
Source: RefSeq, a predicted model, not a curated record